This is a messenger RNA of Polychytrium aggregatum, 2081 nucleotides long. RefSeq lists its product as uncharacterized. NCBI's taxonomy places the organism in Eukaryota, Fungi, Chytridiomycota, Chytridiomycetes, Polychytriales. The transcript is spliced from 5 exons. Bases 75 to 2081 code for a protein of 668 amino acids. The record is from RefSeq and is a predicted model, not a curated record.
CCAGAGAAUAAUAUAUACUUUCAAUUUUGUAUCUGGGGCUUCUGGCUGAGCCAGGUGUGCGCUGUCCAUGUUACAUGCAUUGCGACGGUCCCGUCCAGCAGCAGCAGCAGCAGCAGCAGCCGAGCAAAAAAGCAAGGCAGGGCGGCCGAAAGUUCCAGGGCAAGCCAAAUGCGCGCGGCCGAUCGCUGUCCUGGACUCGGCUGUCUUGCUUUCCAUCGGAUCAGACCCUGACGACCCACAACCAACCCGCUGCCUCGCGCUUGCUGACGAUGGAGAAGAAGCAGCUGUCUGCCCCAGUCAAUACAGCCAUUGCGGGCGAGCCUGCUGCUACUACCGCCGCCGCUGCUACCGAUGCUGUUGCUGAAGCUGCUGUUGGAGAAACCCGCCGUCUCGCGGCUCAGGAAGACUCGGAUGCUGUGCGCGAGGCCUAUCUGGCGCUCCUCCAUGCCGUCUAUCUCGGAUCGAACGUCAUAUCCAAAUACAUCCAAGAGCAACCCCUCGCUCGCAAGGAUAUUGCCCUCAGGCUCGCUGGCACGGGAGAAGCGCAUACAGCGGCGACGCUGCGUGCUUUGCCUGGCCCACAACCAGGCGAUCAGAAGGAUGCCAAGGCUUUGGGGCUGUCGCAGAAGGACACUGCCGGAACAGCGGACUUGGGCCGACCAACGAUGGCUCGUGACAAUAGCUCUCAGCCCACAAAAGAGCUGGUCUACUCCAUCUAUCCGAUCUGGUGGGGCCAUGAGGAGCAUCAACCUUCGCACAAGUCUCGACGGCGGCUCCAUGGAUACCGCAAGAGCACCGGCACAACCACCAGCGCAGGGCAGGCCGCUGACGACCUCAGCGACGAAACACCAUGUCAAGAUAAAGCCGUCCCGUUCCAGAUCCUUACAGACCCCAGCGUCCGCAGCAGCAGCCGGGAUCGUCAAGCUCCUGCACAGCCUGUGGUGGUUGUCUCGGGCUUUUCAUGUCCAAAGCGCAUGAUCGACGAGUGCACCCAAACCUACGCAUCGGCUGGGAUCGAAGCGGAAGCGAGUCCGUCGCUGCGCGGGUCAGGCGCUCAACCACCAGCAGUAGGACUACUGAAGCCGGGAUCUGGGCUACUGAAGUCGGGAUCUGGGCUACUGAAGUCAGGAUCUGAACCGUUGGAGUCGACGUCUCGCCGCCGCUCUGUGGACGGCGCUUCAGACACGGGCGAUGCAAAAGAACCAUCGGCGCCGGGCCAGGAUAGGGCCACCAGCUCGGCUUGGACAUCGACAUGGAUUUCCCAUGAAGACAGGGCUGGUCCCUCACAAGCAUCGGUUGCUGAUACCCGUGUGCAGCCCAAGCAGCGAGGAAGGUCUGACCGUAAGCGUGUGGAGCGAGCCGGACAGCAAGCAUCCAGCCGAGCCCGACUCGAUCAUGUGCCUCCCUCAAGCGAGGCUGUGCAAUCAACGGCCGGCCGGGCUCGGUUGAAGGAGCUACUGGAUGUCUCGGUGUUGGCCGAUCUGGGAGCGAUCGAAAUGACGAUGAACAAGCGCAUCAUUGACAUUGCGACCGAGUUUCUCGAGUCGGAAGUAAUUGGCAUGCUGGAGGUGAUCGACGGGGACGGCGUUGCUCCUGGAGACUGCCGCGGGAGGUUUGGAUCUUUCCGAGACGAGCUGGCUCUCGAAUACAUAGAUGUGAUACCCGCAGCGUACGCCCGACGGCGCCAGCACCGGGUCAUUCCAAAGAACAGGGACCAACAAGGCAGUGUUUAUGCGGCCGGCCUGCACGACGCCGCUGCCUGUGCAGGAAAGCGAUGCGACGAAGUGCCUUCCUGCACUGAACUGUCGUGGAAAGGAGCGGGGCAACGAGCGUUGACAACGGACGGCAGCGAAUGGGGGCUCGGUGGGUUCCUGGGUUGGCGUCGAGUCCCUGGCUACCAGAUCCAUGCCAGCAAAGAUUGCGGCGAAGGCGUCGGCUGGCUCGACGGAGUUGCUGUCGAUACUGAAAGCCACAGACGAUGCAGACGAGCGGUCGGAGCAACGAGCAAUGGCUCGACUGAGGCGAGCCUGGGCAGCCCGGGAAGGACCUCGCUGUUUCGAGGGCCAGCCAGAUCGGGCUGA